Molecule: messenger RNA, 2457 nt
Organism: Medioppia subpectinata
Lineage: Eukaryota; Metazoa; Arthropoda; Arachnida; Sarcoptiformes; Oppiidae
Source: the annotation of a GenBank genome assembly
GAUAGGCCCACAACCGUCGCAGAGCCGCCCCCUCUGUCCGAGGGAGGGAAUGGCGGCAACGGUGGCAACGGAGGAGGCAAUGGUGAUCAGGGCGGUUCGGUUAGGGGUCGGGCGGGCUAUAGAGGAGCGGCGCUCUUGCGUACAAUUCCAGCGCACGUGAAGGUGAAGAGCGGCGAAGGCGGCGCUCCCGUCAAAGUUGUGGCCAACUAUUUCCGACUCAAUACACCCAAAGAUGUGCUCAUAUAUGACUAUCACGUGGACUUUGAGCCCAACGUUGAGGCCCGAGUCAUGCGAAAGGCUAUGCUCUUCGGCGCCGCCAAAGAGGCGUUCGGCAAUGUUAUGGUCUUUGACGGCAUGUCUAACAUAAAGUCCACAAACCUAUUGCCCGCCGUAGAGACCGAAUACUUCGCCAAACGCCGCACAGACGACGCCGACAUCAAGAUAACAGUGCGCCGCGCGGGAGAGAUCGCUUGGGGCGCCCAAGAGAUGAUGCGGAUGUACAACACGCAGAUGCGGCGCAAUCUGCAGCUCCUGAAGUGGAACCUAAUCGGUCGCCAUUACUUCCAUCCGGACAUCAAACACAAGAUACCGGAGCAUCGGUUGGAGAUAUUGCAGGGCGUGAUGACGGCCAUCAAUGAACACGCGGGCGGAGUACUGAUGGUGUGCGACACCGUUCACAAAGUGAUCCGUUCGGACACGUGUCUGGAGACGUUGCAGCAGAUCCUGAAGCGCGAUCGCGGCUCGUUUCAGGACAACGCCCGCAAAGAGUUGGCCGGAAGUAUUGUACUGACGCCUCAUAACAACCGCACGUAUCGGGUCGACGACAUCGCCUUCGACAAGAACCCGACCCAUACUUUUGAGCGCAAAGGAGCGCCCAUUUCGCUUAAGGACUACUAUAAACAACAAUACAAUAUCACUAUUCGCGACGAACGCCAGCCAUUGCUGGUCGGUCUGCCGUCGGCGCGCGAAGAGAGGUCGGGCCAAAGCGGACCCAUUCUACUCAUACCCGAGAUCUGCAAUAUGACGGGUCUGUCUGAGACCUUGAAGAACGACUUUAACAUUCGCCGACAGAUGACACAAAAGACGCAAACGGAUCCGACCACUCGCGUCAAGAAUUUGCACCAAUUUAUGGGAACCAUUGCCGGCAAUGAGUCCAUUAAGCAAGAGAUGGCUCAGUGGGGUCUGUCGUUUGACGCGACGCCCAUUGAGUUCAACGCCCGCCGACUGGACUGCGAGAAGAUCCUAAUGCAAGGCGAGACCGCACAGACCGGCGCCACGUUUAUCCAAAAGAGCGGCGACUUUAGUAAAGAGAUCCGCAACAAAGGUAUGUUCGCCGGCAUACGAGUCAGCGAUUGGACGAUAAUCGCGACGGCGCGCGACCGCCAAACGGUGGACGAGUUCGCCAAUACGUUGAACAGAGUGUGUCGACCGCUGGGCGUUAACCUGAAUCGGCCGACAGUCGUGGCGCUGGACAACGACCGCACCUCGACGUUCGUGGAGGCGUGCAAAGCGGUUCCGGCCAACACUCAAAUCGUGUGUCUCGUUCUGCCCAACAAUAAUAAGGAGCGAUACGACGCCGUGAAGAAGAUCUUCUGUCUCGACCACCCGAUGGCCUCACAAGUGGUGGUGAAGAAAACGGUUGAUAAUAAACAACGAUUGAUGUCUGUCUGUACCAAAGUUGGCAUUCAAAUGGCCUGUAAGCUCGGCGCCGAGGCCUGGGCUCUAGACAUUCCCCCCAAAGACUUGAUGGUUGUUGGCUUUGAUGUGCACCGCGACAGCAGUCAACGCGGUAAAGCACUCGGAGGGUUCGUGUGCUCCACGAACGCAACGCUUACCAAAUGGUAUUCUCGGGUCUCAUUCCAUGACAAUCGCGAAGAGUUGUCCGGAAAUUUGACCACUAAUUUCUCAAAUGGUCUGAAACGGUAUUACGAAUUGAACAAAAAACUGCCGCAACGACUGGUGAUAUACCGCGACGGCGUGUCUGAGGGCGAACUCGAGUACGUCUUCAACUAUGAGGUGAAACAGAUCGAAGACGCCAUUAAGAAGAUCGGCGACGCGGCCGCUGCCAUCAAGUUGUCGUUCAUUGUUGUCACCAAACGGAUCAACACUCGAUUUAUGCUGAAGUUAGGCGAACGCCAGUUCGACAACCCCUGGCCGGGAACCAUUAUCGACACCACUGUUACCCGUCCCGAGCGAUACGACUUUUAUCUCAUAUCACAGUCCGUAAGACAGGGAACCGUUGCGCCGACAAUGUUUAAUAUCAUCAAAGAUGAUACCAAUUGGAAGCCACACCAUCACCAACAGCUCGCCUACAAACUCACUCAUCUCUACUACAAUUGGAUCGGAACCAUCCGAGUGCCGGCCCCGUGUCAGUACGCGCACAAAUUGGCGUAUUUGACCGGUACUUCCCUCCAUCGCGAGCCCAACCCUAAACUCUCGGACUCACUCUUCUAUCUC